Messenger RNA from Sphaeroforma arctica JP610, 1213 nucleotides. RefSeq lists its product as hypothetical. Gene Ontology annotation, cellular component: cytoplasm. Gene Ontology annotation, molecular function: GTPase activator activity. Lineage: Eukaryota; Ichthyosporea; Ichthyophonida. The transcript has 8 exons. The record is from RefSeq and is a predicted model, not a curated record. The annotation marks the transcript as partial. Gene Ontology annotation, biological process: small GTPase-mediated signal transduction.
GUGAAGACUAUAAAGGGCAUGCGCUGGUGACAUUCUCUGCGUGCCGACUUCCCGAGUCCAGUACUAUUGAUCAUGACAAAGUUCUCAGGUAUAUUAUUAAUCAAUUGGACAAAUUGCAUGGUGAGGAGUACGUCUUAGUCUACUUCCACACGGGUAUGCAUGCGUCGCACCGGCCACCUAUGGAGUGGUUCUACAGGGCAUGGGACACCAUCAGCCGCACACAUCGUAAAAGCCUUCACCAAGCAUUCGUCGUACAUCCCACUUUCUGGUUCAAGAUGGUGAUGGGCAUCGCGAGGACAUUUGUCAGUGUGAAGGUCUGGGACAAAAUCGAGUAUAUAGAAAACCUGGCGGAGCUCGUGAAAUUCAUACCGUAUGAUGAGAUUGAUGUUCCGGCUCUGGUGAAGCACUAUGACAAAACUCGCAACUACGACUAUGAUGCAGAUAAAAGAGAAUUUGCACAGUUCGGAGUGCCGCUAGCGGAACUCGUUGAUGAGUCGCGGCCCAUUCCACUGGUAAUGACUGUGACAGCUGAAGCGGUACGAGAAACGGGGUUAGAAGUCGAAGGGAUAUUUAGAAAAUCGGGUGGGCUCAGGAGAAUCAACCUGUUUAAGGAACGAUUCAACCAGGGUCAUACUGUCAGGUUCUUGGAAGAAGACGCUAUCGUUGCUGCCAAUCUAUACAAGAUGUUUCUGAGAGAACUACCCGAGCCCUUAAUACCACAACAAAUAUAUGAAUAUCUCACCACAUUAACAGAUUUAGAAGAAAGUCAAUACGAAUACGGGGCAGCGCAGAUCCUGAGCCGACUACCCGAGGUCAACCGCCUGUGUCUAGAGCAUGUGGUUUUUUUGGCCCAAGAUGUGGCCGUCUACUCCGACAUUAAUAUGAUGACCGUUACCAACCUCGCUAUUGUGUUCGGUCCCAAUCUCGGGGGCCCUGCGGAUAUGGCGGGCUCCAUGAAGGCUCUCUCACAUCUUACGAGGUUUACUAAGUAUAUAUUCAGCCAGAAAGCAGCUUCGUCCUUCUCUCAGAGGAGGCGGAUAGGUGAUCGAAACGCAUUGUCUCGGAAAGGGGCGGUAUUCGAGAGGAAACAGAACACCAGUUAAUACAUUAAAGGGAAUACUACAUACUAACAUUCAGAUUCUCAGACACAUACCCUAUCGCAGAUUCGUAGACUCCUUAUUUACACACCAUGGUGAUCGGGGACCGUGGAAUU